UUUGAUAUUUUGGCAUUGAGCCAUUAAUUAAACUGCGACGACCACAAAUUUAAGCCAGUCAAUUUAAUAUCCAAUUCGAUUGAUUAAAUUGCUCUAAAUUCCGGUCGAGUUCAACGUUUAGUUUUAGUCGAAACGUUAGACAAGAAUCAUUUGUUCUUUAUACAAUUUCUCAAAAGAAUUAAAUAAAAUGAAAGAAAAUUUUAAUAAAUUCCUACGAGUAAUUUUUCGUAAAAAAUCCCAUUCAAAUCAAGAAUCUACAAAACUAUCAAAAAUGCUUAGUACUUUUGAUUUAACAGUGUUGGGAGUUGGAAGUACUUUAGGUGUUGGAGUUUAUGUUUUAGCUGGGGAAGUUGCUAAAAAAUACGCUGGUCCAGCUGUUGUUAUUUCAUUUCUUAUCGCAGCUAUUGCUUCUAUAUUUGCAGGUUUAUGUUUUGCUGAAGUUGGAGUUCGGAUGCCCAGAGCUGGAUCAGUUUAUGAAUAUAGUUAUGUUUGUAUGGGGGAAUUAAUUGGAUUUUUACUUGGGUGGAAUUUAAUUUUAGAAUAUAUCAUAGGUUCAGCAAGUGUUGUAAAAGGUUUAUUUACAUAUUUAGACGCUUUAUUUCAUCACGUUAUGUCUAAUUUUUUUGAACAUCACAUGCCUAUUAAUCUACAAUCACUUUCUAAGUAUCCGGAUUUAUUUUCUUUUGCUAUAACAUGUUUAUUUUCAUUAUCUUUGGCUCUUGGUGCCAAGGAAUCUUUUAUGGCAAACAACAUAUUUACUGGUUUAAAUAUAAUCGUCGUUUUAUUUGUUAUAAUUUCAGGAUUAUGGAAAGUUAAUUCUGAUAAUUGGGAAAUUCCCCAAGAAAAAGUCCCUGAUGUAAAAUACGGAGUAGGUGGGUUUCUUCCAUAUGGGAUAUCGGGAGUUUUAAAAGGAGCACCAACAUGUUUUUAUGGAUUCAUUGGAUUUGACUCAAUUGCCACAGCUGGCGAAGAAGCAAGAUUCCCCCGAAAAUCAAUUCCAAUUGCCAUAAUAGUAUCAUUAUUAAUAAUUUUUAUGGCUUAUUUUGGUGUAUCAACGAUUUUAACUAUGAUUCUUCCGUAUUACGAACAAGAUCGUUUUGCUCCAUUACCAUAUAUUUACGAUAAAAUAGGAUGGACAAUUUCGAAGUAUCUUGUAAGCAUAGGAGCUAUAUGCGGAUUACUCUCAGCUUUAAUUGGAUCUAUGUUUCCUUUACCAAGAAUAAUUUAUUCCAUGGCUUGCGAUGGAUUACUUUUUUCAUUUUUAGGUGAAGUUCACCCAAAAUUUCGUACACCUUUCACUGGAACAUUAAUUGCUGGAUUUAUAACAGGUUUAUUUGCUACUCUUUUUGAAUUAGGAGAUCUUUUCACGUUAAUGGCUAUAGCUACGUUGGUUUCUUAUUCCGUAGUUGCUAUUUGUGUUAUUAUUCUUCGUUAUGAGCCGACUUUAGAAAAUAAUGAUGUUAAUUCAAAACGAAAAUUAUCGUGUUAUCAAAUUUGUACUCAAGUUUUAGGAAUACGCUUUCAAACGCCGAAUAAAUUAACUUUUCGUAUAGUUUCGUUUGGGUUGUGUACAUUUUUGAUUACCACUUUUAUUCUGGCUGUCAUAUUAUCUAAAUUAAAUCAUGAGUAUUUCUCAACUCCUUUUGUGAUAGCUGUAAUUAUUUUAUCUUUAAUAAUAUUUAUAUCUUUGUGGAUAAUUUCAAAACAACCAAAAGGAAUUGAUCCAGUAUUUGGGGUUCCUUUAAUACCUUGGUUGCCAGGUUUAAGCAUUAUGAUGAAUAUAUAUUUAAUGGUACUUUUAGAUAUUUCAACUUGGUUAAGAUAUUUUGUUUGGAUGGGUAUUGGUACAAUCAUCUAUUUUUCUUAUGGAAUAUGGAAUAGUAAAGCAAUUUCAAAUUAAAUCGUGAGAUCAUCGUUGUUAUUAUGCAAAAUAAAUUUAUUAUUGUAAUAAUUUCCUUAUUAAACUAUCAUCAUUUCU
Messenger RNA from Onthophagus taurus, 1978 nucleotides. Its product is annotated as cationic amino acid transporter 2-like. Gene Ontology annotation, cellular component: plasma membrane. Gene Ontology annotation, molecular function: L-lysine transmembrane transporter activity; L-ornithine transmembrane transporter activity; L-arginine transmembrane transporter activity. Gene Ontology annotation, biological process: L-arginine import across plasma membrane; L-ornithine transmembrane transport. Lineage: Eukaryota; Metazoa; Arthropoda; Insecta; Coleoptera; Scarabaeidae. The record is from RefSeq and is a predicted model, not a curated record.